Molecule: messenger RNA, 928 nt
Organism: Aplysia californica (California sea hare)
Lineage: Eukaryota; Metazoa; Mollusca; Gastropoda; Aplysiida; Aplysiidae
Product: glutathione peroxidase
Biological process (GO): cell redox homeostasis; cellular oxidant detoxification
Cellular component (GO): mitochondrion; cytosol
Molecular function (GO): peroxiredoxin activity
Source: RefSeq, marked provisional
UUUUCAUCGUCAUAGGCCUAGAUAUCUAGAUCUAGAUCUAGACUAUAUUAUAAGAUCUAAUUCAACAAGUUCAAGAUGGUGAACCUUGGAGACGUUUUCCCUAACUUCACCGCAAAUACCUCAAAGGGCGAAAUUAAAUUUCACGAUUGGCUCGGCGGCUCCUGGGCCAUCCUGUUCUCCCACCCGGCUGACUACACCCCGGUCUGCACCACAGAGUUGGCCCGCGUGGUCACACUGGCUCCGGAGUUUGAGAAGCGCGGUGUCAAGCUGAUUGCCCUGUCUUGUGACGGUGUCGAUAGCCACGUUGGAUGGGGAAAGGAUGUGAUGACCUUUGCCGGAGGCAAACAGGAUGAUCUUCCCUACCCGAUCAUUGCUGACGAGGAACGUAAGUUGGCUGUGGAACUUGGCAUGAUAGACCCUGACGAGCGCACCAAAGAAGGCCUGCCACUGACCGCCCGUGCUGUUUUCAUCAUCGGUCCAGACAAAAAGCUCAAGCUAUCCCUCCUCUACCCGGCCACAACCGGACGUAAUUUCAACGAGAUUCUGCGUGUGGUCGACUCUCUCCAGCUGACAGCCACCCAGAAAGUGGCCACACCGGUGGACUGGGAGAAGGGCCAGAAGUGCAUGGUGCUCCCUACAAUCCCCAUGGAAGAAGCUCGGAAGCUCUUCCCUAACAUGGAGGUGCGAGACGUGCCAUCGGGCAAAGGCUACCUUCGCUUCACACCAAUGUCAUGAGCAGAGCUGUGGCGUCCCGUUUGUCUGUACACGGAGCCAAGCAAUGACUUUGUUGUGAAUGUUUUGCUGUUACCUUGUUGAUUGUUGCUGUUGAGCCAUGCUUUCCCUGAUACUUUUUUUCCUAAGACGCGCUCUACGCAUUGUUCCAAUACGCCCUGUUCUUAUGGUUGCACACUUUUGCAGUUUGUUUUGA